Phycomyces blakesleeanus NRRL 1555(-) is the source of this 609-nucleotide messenger RNA. RefSeq lists its product as hypothetical. Gene Ontology annotation, cellular component: cytosolic small ribosomal subunit; ribosome. The record is from RefSeq and is a predicted model, not a curated record. Gene Ontology annotation, biological process: ribosomal small subunit assembly; translation; maturation of SSU-rRNA from tricistronic rRNA transcript (SSU-rRNA, 5.8S rRNA, LSU-rRNA). The transcript has 4 exons. Bases 17 to 472 code for a protein of 151 amino acids. Lineage: Eukaryota; Fungi; Mucoromycota; Mucoromycetes; Mucorales; Phycomycetaceae. Gene Ontology annotation, molecular function: small ribosomal subunit rRNA binding; structural constituent of ribosome; mRNA 5'-UTR binding.
CCCUUAUCCAUCAGUCAUGUCCAAGCGCGCUGCUGUCAAGAAAGCCCCCGUUGAGAACGUCACCCUUGGUCCCCAGGUCCGUGAGGGUGAGCUUGUCUUCGGCGUUGCCCACAUCUUCGCCUCCUUCAACGACACCUUCGUCCACGUUACCGAUCUUUCCGGUCGUGAGACCAUCUCCCGUGUCACCGGUGGCAUGAAGGUCAAGGCUGAUCGUGAUGAGUCUUCUCCUUACGCUGCUAUGUUGGCUGCUCAGGAUGUUGCUGCCAAGUGCAAGGAAGUCGGUAUCACUGCUGUCCACGUUAAGCUUAGAGCUACCGGUGGUACUGGUACCAAGACCCCUGGUCCCGGUGGACAGAGUGCUCUCCGCGCUUUGGCCCGUUCCGGUCUCAGAAUCGGUCGCAUUGAGGAUGUUACUCCCAUCCCCACCGACAGCACCCGCAGAAAGGGUGGUCGUCGCGGUCGUCGUCUCUAGAUACUCCAUCUUUACAUUUGUUGGGGCUUUCUUUCUUCUUUUUUUUAUGUACAUUAGGAAAGGGCUCAUUGAAGCACAUAGCUUUACAAUUUGAUGCCUUACGAAUAAUAAAAAUAAAAUAAGGAUGCCAAAUAUCA